CCGGUAUCGAUAGGGCCCAAUGACGGGGGCAUAGCUCUCGCCGUGUGGUGGUGGAGGGCGGUCCGCGACACCCCACGUCGAGUGCAGUGCUGGAGCUGGUCGUCACAGGUAGGCAUUGGCCAAGCGUGCAACAGACAUUCUGCAUUUCUGCCUUUUUGAGACCUAAGUCCAGCAGCACACUCGCGUCAAUUGUGCCGUUCGCCUUUCACAGUGCGUCGCCGAAGAAGAAGAAGAAGACCAUUGGAUCCAAACUCCCGUCAGGCAUCGCCCCAGGUCGUUUUCAAAAUCAUCCACGAGCAUCGAACGCACCAUAUCCAACUACCAAACGUACCCGCAUACUCGAAAAGAAAUGGCCGAUAGAGGGGGAGGUCAUCACCGUGGCGGCGGCGGCCGAGGAGGCGGUGACAGGGGCCACUCGCGAGGAGGCGGCGGUCGGGGAGGUCGUGGCGGUGGUGGCAGAGGAGGCGGCGGCGCGGGCGGCGACAACCAGGAGCGCGAACGGCCGAAGAAGGAGAACAUCCUGGACCUUGGAAAGUACAUGGACAAGAAGAUCACAGUCAAGUUCAAUGGCGGGCGGGAAGUGACCGGCACACUCAAGGGCUACGACGCGCUCAUGAACCUCGUCCUCGACGAUGUGGAGGAGUCGUUACAAGACGACGAAGGAAACACAAAGACGAGACAGCUCGGCCUCGUCGUGGCUCGCGGCACGCUGCUGGUCGUCAUCAGCCCGCUCGACGGAAGUGAGCAGAUUGAGAACCCGUUCCUGCAACAGCAGGACGAUGAUUGAAAAGAAGGUUCAUGGCGUCACCACCUAUCAGAGCAGAAGCACCGCGCGCCAUGGGGAAGACGAAACGCCGAUUACCCAGGUGGUUGGCUGGUUUGCUCCAGACCAUGCUUCUCGUCACAGCAGAGAGCUGCCGAGCUGGGGCAGCGGACCUUGGACUUGUCUGCGAUUAAGCGCUAGAAAGGUCUGUGGCUGUAGCCUUUAUUGACGAUGCGGCGGAUUGAGAUUUGGGCCCGGACCGGACUUAUUGGGAACAGCGUGGGUGACAUGGUAAAUAUAUGAAGCAGUUCGGCAUCAAAGCCGGGCACAGAUGAUAGCAAGAGCCAAAACCAUACUCUUCAGGUGUCCCUCAAAUCAGGUCACGGGUCAGUCAAACAACGAAUAGAUCCUCUGGUUUUAUGAUA
This is a messenger RNA of Microdochium trichocladiopsis, 1188 nucleotides long. RefSeq lists its product as uncharacterized. NCBI's taxonomy places the organism in Eukaryota, Fungi, Ascomycota, Sordariomycetes, Xylariales, Microdochiaceae. The record is from RefSeq and is a predicted model, not a curated record. Gene Ontology annotation, cellular component: U12-type spliceosomal complex; spliceosomal tri-snRNP complex; U2-type prespliceosome. Gene Ontology annotation, molecular function: RNA binding. Gene Ontology annotation, biological process: nuclear-transcribed mRNA catabolic process; mRNA splicing, via spliceosome. Bases 350 to 787 code for a protein of 145 amino acids. The transcript is spliced from 3 exons.